AUGCUACGCUUAGGAAUGCCGGAGUCCACAACUGAAUCAUUAGUCAUUGCUACUCCGGCACCUGAUCGUAGUGUCAUGAGGACUAUGUUCAGAAAUAUCAAUCUGAAUGAGACAAACGCAAUGGAUUGGCUCGCUGUUGAGGCCAUCAGCUUAGAUCAUCAGCCAGCAGCAUUAAUGGUCAAAGAUUGCAUUGGCGAAUAUUGCAAUACCAAGUGCGAUGGGGAGAGCUGCAGUGCACGGUGUACGAAGUUCUCCUGCACGCAGUCCAUAAAUGGAGAGUAUAAACUAUCUACAACGACAUGGGAAGAAGCCUAUCCUCAGUACAGUGGCGGCCGUGUCCCUGGCGAGGACAGUGGGCCUGGUGUACUGUAUAGGCCUGGUGAGUCUGGUGCACAGAGACACGUGGGCCCAAGACCAAAAGCUUGGGAUGUUGACGACGACGACGACGAUUAA
Arctia plantaginis is the source of this 453-nucleotide messenger RNA. The record is from the annotation of a GenBank genome assembly. Lineage: Eukaryota; Metazoa; Arthropoda; Insecta; Lepidoptera; Erebidae.